CUAAUUUACUACCCAACUGUAGUUCAACCUCGAUAAUCGACUAUCACAUCCCCGCACAUCUCAAUCUAAUCUGCUUAGCAGUUCUAGCCAAGAAGCAGAGUUCAGACGCACAUUGUGCAUGUAACCAUGACCACGCCAACGUUGAUCAACCUCCCCCCUCCUCCCUCCGACCCGGUGACCCCAUCUGAAAUGGGACCCGGAACGCCCAAUUCCACUACCACAUCCCUCUCCGCCCUCUCCACCACCGCCAUCAAAGAUGGCCACCAAGGCCAGCCCCUCUCCCACGGCCGUCAUGCGCACCACUCCUCUAACGCCUCCAUGAGCUCAACUAACACAUUGGAAGCCGAGCGUGCUGAUCGCAUCUCCCGCCUAGCCGGCCUAGAGCGGGUGGCUACUGCACGGGCUGGUGGCACACAUCCGGCCACUGCUACCUCGUUCCCAUACACCCCAGGGUACUUUGAUACGGGCGCCGGCUUAAAGGAGAGAAGCACUGUCGGAAGCGCCAGCGCGACGGGUAGCGUGGGCGCCCGGACUACAUGGGCCAGCGGGAGUGAUGCCUUUGACGCGGACAAAAUGAGUGAGGCGGAUGAUGGUGUCUCCAGCGUUGGUAACCUUAGCGAUGAAGGCGAUGCUAGUCUUGUCGGCUUUGGUGAAGGCGCGAGUACCAUGAGCGGACCGAUUUCACAUUCCGGCGUCAAUCGGGCGUCGCCAAGUGGGCGGCCGACGAGCUCCGUUGGGAGUCCCAGGCAGAGCCGUGCGAAUCCCCCGGCUUCUUAUUCACCACACCUGGGAUCUGCUACUCCAGAGCCUGCUCAGGAUGCCCGUAUGGUUGACGGAAUGACCUACGAUGCUGAUGUGGUCGACACCACCGCGCGGACUCCGAGGCUCGCUACUCCGGGCUUCGAGAGCGCUUCCAGCGAGCAUCAUUAAAGUUGUCACUGGUAGC
This is a messenger RNA of Aspergillus nidulans FGSC A4, 946 nucleotides long. RefSeq lists its product as uncharacterized. The transcript has 2 exons. Lineage: Eukaryota; Fungi; Ascomycota; Eurotiomycetes; Eurotiales; Aspergillaceae. The record is from RefSeq and is a predicted model, not a curated record. Bases 127 to 930 code for a protein of 267 amino acids.